AUGACUUCUGAUCAGGACGCUAAGGUUGUGGCUGAACCGCAGGGCCAGCGAGUCCAGGAAGGGAAAGACAGCGAUCAUCUGAUGAAUGGUCCCAUAUCUCAAACCACUUCUCAGACAAGCUCCAUCCCAGCUUUGAGUCAGGUACCGACAGCCAAGGUUUCGGAACUAAACCCCAAUGCAAAAGUAUGGGGGACACCUGUGUUACAUUUGGAGGCAGGUAGUGCGUCAGACAGUGGUGUGAAUGCAGCCUGGGAGGACACCCCUUGCCAGCGCCCUGACUACAGCCAGGAGGAAUUGGAUGCCAAUGGAGAUGGUGACAAAAGUCAUGAAAAUGCAGCACUGUCAGAGUUGCAGGAGUUGGACCAAACAGCCAUGAAUACUUUGGCUCUGGAUCACUCUGAAUAUGAGUCUCUGCCUGAAAACAGUGAAACAGGAGGAAGUGAGUCUCAAUCAGAAAGCCAGGAAGACCCCCGAGAAGUACUUAAAAAAACAUUGGAAUUCUGCUUAUCCAGGGAGAAUCUUGCUAGUGACAUGUACCUUAUAUCGCAGAUGGAUAGUGAUCAGUACGUGCCAAUCACCACAGUGGCUAAUCUGGACCACAUCAAGAAGCUCAGCACCGACCUGGACUUGAUUGUUGAAGUGCUGAGAUCUUUACCUUUAGUUCAAGUGGAUGAGAAGGGAGAAAAAGUAAGGCCAAAUCAAAAUCGUUGCAUAGUAAUAUUACGUGAAAUUUCUGAAUCCACCCCUAUAGAAGAAGUAGAAGCACUAUUUAAAGGAGAUAAUUUACCAAAAUUUAUAAACUGUGAAUUUGCCUAUAAUGAUAAUUGGUUUAUUACAUUUGAAACAGAAGCUGAUGCCCAACAGGCUUACAAAUACCUGCGAGAAGAAGUCAAAACUUUUCAAGGAAAACCAAUUAAGGCACGGAUAAAAGCAAAGGCAAUAGCUAUAAACACAUUUUUGCCAAAGAAUGGAUUCAGGCCCCUGGAUGUGAGCCUUUACACGCAGCACCGAUACGCAGCAUCCUUUUACUUGCCUCCCAUCUACAGCCCCCAGCAGCAGUUCCCUCUCUAUAGCCUGAUUACUCCCCAGACGUGGUCAGCAACACACAGCUAUCUCGAUCCUCCCUUGGUAACUCCAUUUCCAAAUACUGGAUUUAUAAAUGGAUUUACGUCUCCAACCUUCAAACCUGCCGCAACUCCUCUGGCUUCACUCAGACAAUACCCUCCAAGAAGCAGGAAUCCUAGUAAAUCCCAUCUGCGCCACGCCAUUCCUAGUGCAGAGAGAGGACCUGGGCUGUUAGAAAGUCCAUCAAUAUUUAACUUCACCGCGGAUCGGUUAAUUAAUGGUGUGCGGAGCCCACAAGCAAGGCAGACAGGCCAACCUAGAACCCGCAUACAGAACCCUCCAGCUUUUGCCAAGAGAGAUGCAGGAACCGGGCGGGUAGAGCAGAGCAGUCUCGAAUCCUCUCCUGGCUUAGGUAGAGGCAGAAAAAAUUCCUUUGGUUACCGGAAGAAAAGGGAGGAGAAGUUUACAAGGAGUCAGACCCAGUCUCCAACGCCACCAAAACCUCCAUCCCCGAGUUUUGAAUUGGGGCUGUCUAACUUUCCCCCGCUGCCUGGGGCAGCAGGCCACUUGAAGACUGAGGACUUGUUUGAAAACAGGCUGUCUAGCUUGCUGCUAGGAUCAAAGGACAGGAGCCUCAAUGCAGAUGCAGGCACGAGCACUCUUCCCACAGCAACCUGCAGAGAGCCCUCAGAGCCAGUCCCCUGCACCUUGUCCGUGGCCCAUGAACGAACCCCUUCCCCCGCCCACCUGCCCGAGGACCCCAAGGUGGUGGAGAAGCCGAGGGAAGCCCCGAGUGCAGACAGACUUACUUCCACCACCGCCAGUAAAUCGGUGCAGGUGAACGGCACCACCACGGAACUGCGAAAACCCAGCUACGCCGAGAUUUGCCAGAGGACAAGUAGAGAGCCUUCGUCCUCCCCAUUGCCACCCCCAAAAGAACAAAAGCCAAACACUGUUGGUUGUGGGAAGGAAGAAAAGAAGCUGGUGGAGAGAGAGCUCCCUGCCCCCAAGUCCAACCAAGGACUACCCAGUGACCAGAGAAGGCCACCAGGCCGCCGGCCCUCACCCCCGCCUGCAGGGAAGCAUUCAUACAGAGAACAGAGCUCCCCUCCCAGGUCCCCUCAGUGA
Molecule: messenger RNA, 2193 nt
Organism: Pipistrellus nathusii (Nathusius's pipistrelle)
Lineage: Eukaryota; Metazoa; Chordata; Mammalia; Chiroptera; Vespertilionidae
Source: the annotation of a GenBank genome assembly